Molecule: messenger RNA, 441 nt
Organism: Trichoderma citrinoviride
Lineage: Eukaryota; Fungi; Ascomycota; Sordariomycetes; Hypocreales; Hypocreaceae
Exons: 5
Coding region: 1-441 (146 amino acids)
Source: RefSeq, a predicted model, not a curated record
AUGACCUGGUUCCAGAAGCAAAUCACACUGCCGGCCAAGUCCCGCGGCUCGUAUCUCAUCACGGACCAGAUUCUUUCUGCGCUGCCUGAGAUUCAGGAGUAUAAAGUCGGGUUGUUGAAUCUAUUUGUCCAGCAUACGAGCUGUGCUCUUAGCUUGAAUGAGAACUGGGAUGAGGACGUCAGAGCGGAUAUGAGCGAUGCACUUGACCGGAUUGCACCAGACUAUGGUGCCAAGGGAGAGGCACUCUAUCGCCAUGACGCUGAAGGCCCCGACGACAUGCCUGCUCAUAUCAAGUCAGCCCUCAUUGGCGCCAGCGUCACAGUCCCAAUCAAGGACGGCAAGUUGGCUACCGGAACAUGGCAGGGCAUCUGGUACCUGGAGUUCAGGGCAAGCAAACACCGGCGUAACAUCAUAGCAACAAUCCAGGGGGAAAAGGCGUGA